CUCUGCUUCUUUAGUUUAAUUUACUAUUAAGUGGAACUUUCGUUUGAACUACCUUAGGCUUAUCGGUGCAUUUUCAAGUACCUAACCGCGGGAAUUGGUAGUACCACCAAAGCGUGCCAAAUUUAGAUGGUACCAUAUUAAUGUUUUUAUACGUACGUACGGUGUGUAGUUCAGGUGUGUGAUUCUUGACCAUCACGUUGCUAGUGACAUUCAACUUGAAUUGACUUUGGUGCGUUUUUGUAUAAUAAACGUUAUUGUUAUAUUGUUUUGUUUAAUUGGGACUUUAUAAGUUAAUGGAGAUGAAGACUCUAUUAUAUUUUGUUAUUUCGUUAGCACUUACUAUUUCGGCAACUCCAGCACCUUCUCGAUUACCAGCUUUGGGGAAUGCAAGACCAUUUAAAAGAUCACCAAUAACAAACCAGUUUCUAUCACCCAUAAACUCAAGAAUCUUAACCAAACCAAGUACACCUUUAAAUGUUCUUCACAAUGGACCAUAUUUUAUCAAUCAUUAUAUUUACUGUGAUAACUUGGACGAACAUACCUUAGAGCAAAUAAAAAGUGGAACGUUAUCUACUGAAAAACAAAUACAGUUACUGAACAAUUUUAAUAAGGAUAAGUUUAAUAGUUUGACGAAUGGACUGUCGACUUCCUUGAAUAAUUAUGAUAUAUCAUUGGGGUUAAGCAGCGGAUCGCAUGGCCCUGCGACAUUUACAGGCGAUAAAGAAAUACAUGUCUUACAUCUACCUCAGGACAAGCCUAACGAUUUUGAUGAUAUUAAAUUGCACUUAAAUUUGGCCAAUGCGCAUAACACUCCACAUAUUGGAAAUAUCGAUUUUGAUUUGAAUAAAAACUUGGACAACUUUGAAGUAAAUCUUGCUAGCAUUAAGCCACCCAAACUGGAUGCUUCAUUUUUACCAACUACUGCAACUAUUGACGAAAUUGUUAAGCCACUCAUUAAAGGACAUGUAUCUAUAGAUGGCCCUACAAAAUAUAAUAUAAAUUUGGAUCAACUGACAAAUUUAAUCAAAGCUAAUAAAGGUUCAAAUGAAGUAAUACCUCAGGGUUCUGGUAAUACAGAAAUUUUAGAUACACCUCAUUUUGAGAAUCAACCACUUGACAACGACCCGGAAAAAUCCAGCUACGAUUCUCCGCAUGCGCUAGAUUCUUAUGGCAAUCCAAUACAAAAUCAGCAUUCCGUUCCAUCGCACAAUCCAUUAUCUGGACCAAAUUUGGCACACCUAGUACCAAAUGAAAAUCCAGGAUUUUUAAAAACUGGAUUACUCAAUAGCAAUAAGGCUAACGACUUUUAUCGACCAGAAGAGUAUUUUAAUCAGCUAAAUGAAAUUCACGAGUUAAAUAGGAAACGAAGGCAAGGCCUUAAGUUAAAUCGAGACAAGGUGUUGAAUACUAAAGAAGAUGAAGAUAGGCAUCCAAAUCAUAGAUAUGAAUAAAAUGAUUUAAGCAAUUUGGUGUUUUAUAAAUCAAAAGAUAAAUUGACAUUAUGUAAGUCUGUAAGAAUACAUGCAUACAUGUAAAGAAAUUAAUUUUUGCACUUAUUAUGUAUUUUUCAUAAGAUGCACAUCAAAAGUUUGGUUUUAAUGUAAUGCGAAAUCACCGAUUUUUUGACCAGUCAAAUAAAAAUAGUCAGCACGGUCUUGAAGAAAUAAAAACAAGCUUUCGCCUCUCAGGCUGAAAAAUAAUACAUACACAAAUUAAUUUCUUCAUCUUUUCCUUUGCGGCUUGUUAAUUGCUAGUUUAAUUCCAUUUAAUACAUCUGAAAGUUAUUGUUGGUUUCAAAAUUAAUUGACUUUAAGAGCCUUCAUUUGCUGCGCAUCAAAUUUUUGAUGUAGUUGUUAUGAAAAAUACCGUACGUAGUUUGUGUCCAAAGGUGCAGAGGCUGACUUACGCAAAUUGUUGCUUUGCUUGACUCGUAAACUAGUCAAAAAUCACCACCUUUGGCACCUUGGCAUAUUAUAUACUAUUGUUUAAGUAACUUUAAUUUUACGAUUGACUUUGUUAUUUAGUUUUAAGUAACCUAUUUAUUUUUCGUCAUAAAAUGUUUUUUAGAAAUUAGUUAUAAUAUUUAUUGAAAUUACCAUUUAUACAAAAAAAUUAUAAAUAAAGUACUUAAGGUUUCUUAAAAAUAUAAA
This is a messenger RNA of Anthonomus grandis grandis, 2150 nucleotides long. RefSeq lists its product as uncharacterized. Lineage: Eukaryota; Metazoa; Arthropoda; Insecta; Coleoptera; Curculionidae. The coding region runs from base 294 to 1451 and encodes 385 amino acids. The record is from RefSeq and is a predicted model, not a curated record. The transcript has 4 exons.